Meleagris gallopavo (turkey) is the source of this 1167-nucleotide messenger RNA. The record is from RefSeq and is a predicted model, not a curated record. NCBI's taxonomy places the organism in Eukaryota, Metazoa, Chordata, Aves, Galliformes, Phasianidae.
CUUACGUGUGCAUGCAUGUCGUGUUUAAACCCCUCGGUGGGAGGAAGGAGGACGCUUUUCUCUGUUUCCGAUGUUUUCAGCUCUCUCUGUUUGCAGGACCAGCUCUGUGGCCGUGACCCCACCCUGACAGAUGAGCUGAUCAAUAUUCUGACGGAGCUGACCCAGCUCAGCAAGACAACCAAUGCCAAAGUGGCACUGCGGGCACGGCAGGUUCUCAUUGCUUCCCAUUUGCCGUCCUAUGAGCUGCGUCACAACCAGGUGGAGUCCAUCUUCCUGUCUGCCAUUGACAUGUACGGACACCAGUUCUGCAUUGAGAACCUGCAGAAACUCAUUUUGUCAGAGACAUCCAUCUUUGAUGUGCUACCCAACUUUUUCUACCACAGUAACCAGGUGGUGAGAAUGGCAGCUUUAGAGGUGUACGUUCGAAGGGCGUACAUUGCCUACGAGCUGAACAGCGUCCAGCACCGCCAGCUGAAGGACAACACCUGCGUGGUGGAGUUCCAGUUCAUGCUGCCCACCUCCCACCCCAACAGAGGGAACAUCCCCACGCUAAACAGAAUGUCCUUCUCUUCCAACCUCAAUCACUACGGGAUGGUCCACGUAGCCAGUGUGAGUGAUGUGCUGCUGGACAACUCGUUCACUCCCCCGUGCCAGCGGAUGGGCGGGAUGGUCUCCUUCCGCACAUUUGAAGAUUUUGUCAGAAUCUUUGAUGAAGUGAUGAGUUGUUUCUGCGACUCUCCUCCCCAGAGCCCAACCUUCCCUGAAGCUGGCCAUGCUUCCCUCUAUGAUGAAGACAAGGCUGCCCGUGAGGAGCCCAUUCACAUUCUUAAUGUUGCUAUUAAAACUGACGGGGACGUUGAUGAUGAUGGGCUGGCAGCCAUGUUCAGAGAGUUCACACAGAGCAAGGUAAGUCAGCUCAGUGCUUUAUUGCUCCAUGAGAUUCACUUCAGAGCAUCAAGUAUUAAUCCUGUGGCCACUUCUGAGAAAGCUGUGCUGGGGACAGCCACUUCGUGUCCGCUCUGCCCUCUAGUGCCUGUCUUCACCUGCUUUCCUGAUGGGCGUGAAGAACUCAGGCUUGUUGGUAUGAAUAGCUCUCCAGGCACUGGGAGCCUGCUGCAUCCAUGCUACCUGCCGUGGCUGAGAGAGUACUGAGAGAGCAGUUGCUAA